Rhopilema esculentum is the source of this 1475-nucleotide messenger RNA. RefSeq lists its product as uncharacterized. The record is from RefSeq and is a predicted model, not a curated record. Lineage: Eukaryota; Metazoa; Cnidaria; Scyphozoa; Rhizostomeae; Rhizostomatidae.
UCACUUGUAUGACACACAACACGUUAUCUUGUCGACUGUAGACUUCGGGUCAAACAAAAUGGAUUUGAAGGCGGUGGGAAUUUCGAUUGCUGUCUUGAUUUCUGUUAGCUGCAUUCUUCAUAUCGUUGCAGUUGCAACAAAUUCAUGGAUUAUGGUAAGGCCAUACUAUGAAGAUUUCUUGUGGAAAGGUUGUUACAGAAAGAAAACUGAGAUUGGAUGUGACCGUUUGUCUGACUACAAGGGCGGAGCUGCCAUGGUGGCAUUGAGGUCAACUGCUGUCAAUUAUUCUGCUGUCGGUGAAAAACCUUAUGAUCUUGUUUAUGCUGGAUUAUGGAAAGCUUGCAUUGUAAGGGGUGGAAAUGUGAGGUGUGAGGACCUUCUUAUUGGUCAAGGACAGAGAAUAAAUACAGACUGGAUUCGAACUGUACAGGCGUUCAUGCUGUUAGCCUGUGUCUCUUAUCUCUGCCCACUCCUCACUGUACUCUGCUUCAGAAACAAACAGUGGCUUCUUUAUAAGAUUCUUGGAUUUGCCACAUUCUUACCUUUUAUUGUGGCAUGCAUUGGGCAGUUUGUUUACUCUGGAUGGAGUGAUGUUAAUUUGCGGUACAAGAAUUACUAUGGCUAUUCUUUCUUCGUGGGAGCAUUUGCUUCGAUCCUAUUGUACGUUGCCUUUAUGCUUGCAUUUGUUGCUGGUUGUAACAUGGAUAAGAAAAAGCCAACAACAAGACGGUUUUAGUGUCCUAAACUCAUGCUUUUACACUUAAGCAUCAACAACUUGCAUCAGAUGUUUCUUGGAUAAAGUAGCAAGACCAUUUUGAAACUCUUUGGUCAUCAAAGACGCAGAAAUUUCACAUUUUGCCUAUAAAGAUAAUACAUGUCAUUAAAAGGACACUGGUGCAUCAACUUCUGAAACUUUUCGUAUGAUGUAAAAUUCUACACUACUACAUUUUAUUAGGGUAUGAAUAUUUUUGUAAAAAGUGGUAAGCUAAACUUCAAUGAAAGCAAGAUUUGUUUUCAGUGUGCUAGGGAGAUAUUCUUUUGUAACUGAUCUAAACUUUGUUUUCUGGAUGUUGCACAAAUACAUAAAUGGCACAUUCUUUACUGUCAGUAAUAUCAAUACUCUUUGAUAUUUUUACAAAAAGCUUUUGGAAAUAAAGGACAGCACAACUUUUCAGAUAAAAUUCUGGCAACUUUCAUUCAUAAGUUUCAGUAGCGUUUUUUUGUGACAAAGCCACAUAAUAAGGAGUAAAUGUUGAGAUGUUUUCCCUCAGUUCUGUUGCUGGUCAGUCAUAGCGUUUUCUAGAAUGAUAUGCAUGAGAUAAUGAGAUAAUGAUAUUUGGCCCAAUUUUUUAAGGAGUAAUAGUUCAGAGCACUUUGUUAAAUAACAUUUAAGCAAUAUUGUACUUUUCUUGUAAUAUUUACUAUGUAUCACAUUUUGAACAUUAUGGAAAGGUAUUUUUGUUCCCCUGUUGUCA